GGGGGUCAAAGGUUACGGGGAGAAGGCAGGAGAAUGGGAUUGAGAAACUUAUCAGCCAUGAUUGAAUGGUGGAGCAGAGUCGAUGGGCCAAAUGGCCUAAUUUCUACUCCUAUGCCUUAUGAUCUAAGGAGGAGGGUGCAGUAAAGCUAUAGAAGACCCAAGAUUUCACUGGUCUUCAAAGCAGUUGGUACCAACCUGUCAUGUUAACUGUGUUUCUGUUUCCCCACAGGUGCUGCCAGAGCAGCUGAGUUUUUUUCUUUACCCCACACCCACCCAGCCGGCAUUUUCUUUUUUCAGCCCAAUUGACUGACCCCCGCCAGCCCCAGCAGCUCUUUGGAGGGGCAGUCAGGAUAAAGGGUUCCUGAUCUCCCCGGUCGUUUCCAAAAGGAGCAGUGGGUACCGACCUGCUAACGACGGCAGUGAGAAUGAACCGGAUCCGCAUCCACGUGCUGCCCUCGAACCGGGGCCGGCUGACCCCCAUCCCCCGGCUGCAGGAGCCCCUGGCCUGCUCUUUCUCCCACCGGCCCUGCUCGCAGACCCGCCUGGAGGGCCAGGAGUUCUGCCUCAAGCACAUCCUGGAGGACAAGAACGCCCCGUUCAAGCAGUGCAGCUACGUGUCCUCCAAGACCGGGAGGAGGUGCCCAGGAGCGGCUCCCAAACCGGACAAGAAGGACGGGGUGGCGUACUGCACUGACCAUGCCCGGAAGACUGCCCUGGCUGCCCGCCUGCCAUCCAGAAGGAGCAGCAGUGCCGGCCCCUCACCCGAGGUCCUUCUCGCCCAACUGAGCAGUUACGUCAAGGGGGAGUCGGGGUCCGGGACCCCCGAGAACAGCCGGAGUGAAGCUAGCAAGAUCCUAGAUGACGACAGCUGGAGCGAGGGUGAGCCUGAGACUGUCCUGCUGGACCAGACGUGGAGGGGCGAACCCGACAGCGAGGCAGACAGCAUCGACAGUGACCAGGAGGACCCCCUCAAACACGCAGGAGUCUACACAGCGGAGGAGGUGGCCCUGGUCAUGAGGGAGAAGUUGAUCCGACUGCAGUCUCUGUACAUUGACCAGUUCAAGCGUUUGCAGCACCUGCUGAAGGAGAAGAAGCGACACUACCUGCACGCCUGCCGGCUGGAGCAGGAGACGCUCGGUAGCAGCUUACUGCCCGGGCCAGAGGGCACCUCGUCCAGAGAGCGGGUCGACCAUCAGAAGCUGAAGGCCCUGAGGCGGUACCGGAGGCGUUACGGUGUGGAGGCACUGCUGCACCAUCAGCUAAAGGAGCGAAGGCUGCUGGUCACAGAGGGAGCUGCGCAGCAGGCACAUGCAGCUUCUCUCCGUGCAGCCCAGCGAUGCACGGCAGUCACCGAGGGGACUCGCUGCCCUGCUCCCUCCCUCCCGAUGAGCCGGCACUGCCAUUCCCAUAUCCUCCAGGACCCCAGCCAGGUGCUCUUCAAGACGUGUGCGGGGGUGAACGAGGUGCCCUGCACCAAGCCGGUGAUGGUGUGCCUCUCGGAGGACCCCUGCUGCCCGCUCCACCUCCAGGUGCCCCCGCUGAUGUACCGGCCCGAGGGGGGAUUCUCAGCCUCCGAGCCGCUGGACAGCGGGCCGGCCGACAUGUACCUGAGCGCCGCCGAGCUGCAGCCCACCGAAAUCCUGCCGCUGGAGUUCAGUGACGACUGCCUGGAUGUGGUAGGAGAUGACCCGCAGUGGCCCCCUUCACUGCUGUUUGACCCCACCCUGGCUCCCGGGGGGCAGUCAGCGAGCGAGCCAGAGCUGACGGACAGACCACCCAGGCCCCGCCACGAUGGCUCUGAGCUGACCCCUCGCCACCACUACCCCACACCCGGCACCCUGAGGCCUUCUGAGACGGGACGCUUAAACACGCGGGCCACAGGACUCCCCAGGCAGCUCCAGGGAGCAUCGCAGGCAGACCCCCAGCUGCGAGGGACCAGGGAUCAGAACGGCACGAGGGAAGCAGCCAGCUGAGUGAGCAGGGGGGAAGGGACCCCACCCCACCCCACCACCUCCCCUCCCCCCCCAGACACGCCGAGGGGAACUGAGGCGGCCGACCCUGACUGACUGUACGACGGGGAGAUCCCACUGAGCCGCUGUGCAGAAAGGCAGUGACCGUUCGCCGGACCCGCUCGGGCCUGCCGAUAGCUGGACUACACCCUCGAGUGGAGGACCCACAGCUCAGGACGCUGCCAGAAACCUGCCUUCAUCACCUGCCUGAUGUACGUGUCAUGUGGAACUCCAGCCAACUCCGGAACAGCAACACCAGCUGCCCCCCCCCCCCGGCCCCAGCUUCCAGCUUCUACCCCGCUGUAGAUAUGAAUCUGACUUCGUCCCAGUCCUUCCCCCCUGUCCAAUGAACAGGGUGCUGAGAUUCUCUCCAGGGUUGGAUCGCCGACUGUCCAGCUCUGUGCACCCUCAACCAGGUCCCAGCGCUUCUCCUUCACAGAGCAUGAGGCCUUUCGGCCCAUCGUACCUGUGCCAGCCGGCUCUUUGUGAAACAUCUGUCCAGUUAGUCACCACUGCUCUUCCCCCACCCAGCACCCCCCUCUUCUCCCCCCCCACCCCAUAUCCCUGCACAGUUUUCCCCU
Messenger RNA from Carcharodon carcharias (great white shark), 2590 nucleotides. It is a transcript of the gene kansl2, whose product is annotated as KAT8 regulatory NSL complex subunit 2. The record is from RefSeq and is a predicted model, not a curated record. The transcript has 10 exons. NCBI's taxonomy places the organism in Eukaryota, Metazoa, Chordata, Chondrichthyes, Lamniformes, Lamnidae. Gene Ontology annotation, cellular component: NSL complex. The coding region runs from base 426 to 1973 and encodes 515 amino acids.